AUGGUCCUCCGGUUUGCGUUCCACACAAAUUUCCACCAGGGCGAGGAGAUGUUGGAUCUGCCGGUGAAGCAGCUCGACAGCCCCAAGCACGGCGUGCUCAAGGACCCGCGCUUCCCCGAGGACUUCCUCCUCCGCUGCGUGCUCGACAAGGCCGACUAG
Molecule: messenger RNA, 159 nt
Organism: Acanthamoeba castellanii str. Neff
Lineage: Eukaryota; Discosea; Longamoebia; Acanthamoebidae
Exons: 2
Coding region: 1-159 (52 amino acids)
Source: RefSeq, a predicted model, not a curated record